UGCAGCAUCCUGAGUUUCCCCCGAAUCGGGCCAGAGGGGGAAUUAACAGCUGGACUCUCCUCCCCCCCAGCCUGGGACCCCUGACUUUUUCUCUUCCCGAUCCCUUAUCUCUGGGAUCUCGGGAAACUCCCUGGGAAGUCCCCCCUGCAAAAAAAAAAAUCCCCUUCUAACAGCAAAGUCGGAGAGUGCGAGAGGUCCUUCCGCAGGGGCUAGGGGCGGGACAUAUGCUAAUGAGGAGCCUGGCUUCUAUAAAGACCGCAGGGCUGAGCUGCCCCCCUUCACUCAAGAUGGGCCUCUGGGGACUGUUGAAAGGCUUCCCCGACCACCUCCCUCUCCACAGCAGGUCCCAAGCCAUGGACCGCUCCCCGGGCACCGGCAGAGGGGUCUCUAACAAACGUUGCAUCGUCAUCUUGGGGGUCCUCUCGGGGCUCCUCGUCCUCGCCCUGGUAGUGAGCUUUGCUGUCUUCAUCCCCUGGGUCACCUCGGAAGUGUGCCAGCAGGGUUGGAAGUGUGUGACCCAUUGGCAUAACGAGAGCCGGGCACUGGGCAACCAACUGACCCACGUCCAGCGGACCCUCCUGCUGUUGAAGGAAUGCUGGGAGGCCUGCGACAACCACACGAGUAUCUUGGAGGAGACAAUGAAUAAUCAGAUGGAGAAGGUCCAGGGGCUGAAAACAGAAAUCCAGGAGCAGGAGGCGACUGUCAAAAAACUGAAAAUUGAGAUGCAGGAGCAGAACAUGACCAUCAAGGAGAUGAAAACAGAGCUGCAGAAGCAGGAUGGGACCAUCAAGGAGCUGAAAAUGGAGCUGGAGAAGCAGGACGUGACCAUCAAGGAGCUGAAAAUUGAGCUGCAGGAGCAGAUGGUGAAAGAAAAGCAACUCCAAGACAGUAUCCAAGAGUUAUCCUGGGACUUCAGGAAGAAGCUCCAACAGCAUGAAAACCAAAAUUGGGGAAAGAGCAAAGCCAACAGUGGGCCAACCAAAACAGAGGCCACCCUGCUUGCUUUCCCGUUCCUGCUGUUGUUCACCCUGCUGUAGUGAGGGGUGCCGGAGAAACCCAGAGGAGAGAACAGGUCUCUGGAUCAGAUGCUGGGACAUUCUCCAGGGAUGUCCCUAAGCCCAUUCCUGCUUCCUUCUCCUGGCUCCCUCCUCCCCUUCAUUGGCAUUAAUGGAGAAGAGCUUCUUGGUUCUUCAGUUUA
This is a messenger RNA of Ornithorhynchus anatinus (platypus), 1198 nucleotides long. RefSeq lists its product as uncharacterized. The record is from RefSeq and is a predicted model, not a curated record. Bases 225 to 1037 code for a protein of 270 amino acids. The transcript is spliced from 5 exons. NCBI's taxonomy places the organism in Eukaryota, Metazoa, Chordata, Mammalia, Monotremata, Ornithorhynchidae.